Molecule: messenger RNA, 1492 nt
Organism: Rhipicephalus sanguineus (brown dog tick)
Lineage: Eukaryota; Metazoa; Arthropoda; Arachnida; Ixodida; Ixodidae
Product: 28S ribosomal protein S27, mitochondrial-like
Cellular component (GO): mitochondrion
Molecular function (GO): protein binding
Source: RefSeq, a predicted model, not a curated record
AUUCCGGCAACAACAGCGACCAAACAAAAUGGCGCAAUGCAUGAGCAGCGCGUGCCGCUCCUCUGGACGCGUUUCCCGACAGCUAUUAUCGGGCUUUAAAAGGUCUCAGCGACUUCGAUUCUCGUCGCGAACGCUUCUAUCCGAGGCCUACUACUGCCGCGAUGCUUGGAACAAGCGAACGACCGAGGACCCGGUGCUACGCGACACGAGAGUCGACUCGUACUUCGUCGAGCUCAGCAAGAAGUUCGGCACCAAGGAGAAGGCGAGCGCCGUGGACGUGGACGUAUACUUGAACAAAGUGUCCGGCAGGGACUACACGGUCGAGUUCGAAACCGUGCUCAACCGACACCGGCGCUCGAGGCAGUCCGCCGACACGCUGCCUUCGACGCACGCAGCAGCGGUGCGCUUCUUCCUGGACACCGACCAACACGACGUCCUGAUGCGACUGCUCCCGAAUCGGCUGGAGUACGGCAUAUUCCCGGACACCCACACGUUUAAUAUUCUGAUGGACACAUUUGUGAAGUCCGGCAACCACCGAGACGCCGUCAAGGUCGCCAUAGAGAUGAUGCUUCAGGAAAGCACGGGCAACGACAUCAGCCGGUUGCUGGCGCUCUACUCCUGCCACAACUACCUGCGCGACCCCAAGCCGGAACCCUGGGACCCGAACGCCAAGAUACCCGAACCGGAGGAAGACGACGACGAAGAGAUAUUCGUACGCGUACCCAAGAUACCCAAUCCCUUCUUCGACGACCACUUCGACCUGAACGAGCCGGAUCACCUGAUAGGCAAGACGCUAAUGCUCUUCUGCGAAGGCGUUGAUGACCUGCUGCACAGGAGCUACUACCUAGUCGGCUGCGGCCUGUACCAGAAGUGGGACAAGAGCCUAGAGUUCCUCGAAGCUCUGCUUAAGCGCACCGGCGACGCGGGAGAACUGUUGGCCAGAAGCGCGCUGGAGAGCUUUCGCCAGUCCAUGAGCAAGGAGGACGGCGGACUGAAGGAAGACGAAGAGUUGCGACAGAAACUGGAGACCGCGCUGACGCAGUUGGAGGAUUCGAAACUGUGUUCGGACGCGAACGUUCACGAACUGAUGCUGGAAGCGCUGAAACAGCUUCCCGCCUUGGAGCCAGCCGACAUCGAAGCGCAGAAGCGAGACUUCCAGCUCUGGCAGAAGUUGAGGCACGAAGCGCUGGAAGAGCAGCGGCGGCGAAUCGACCGUGAGCAGACUAUAGAGGCCAUUAGGCGUCGCAGGAAAGAGCUGGGCGAGAAAGAGGAACUGCUGUACGCGUUCGAGAACUGGGACCAGCUCGAAAUGAAGUUGGCCGAGGUUGAGGUCGAGAUGAAGGAGCUUGCCGCCAAGGAGGACGUCGAGGAAGAGUACAUUCCGCCCGACAUUCGAAAGCCGCGUCCCGCUUGAAACACUGAAGGAGCGAACUUUGUUGUAGAUAGCGAGCGUGUAGUUUUAUUUAAAUAAAUCGUGGACGACGAUCGAGAC